Drosophila elegans is the source of this 2293-nucleotide messenger RNA. It is a transcript of the gene DZIP1, whose product is annotated as zinc finger protein DZIP1L. Lineage: Eukaryota; Metazoa; Arthropoda; Insecta; Diptera; Drosophilidae. Gene Ontology annotation, biological process: cilium assembly. The transcript is spliced from 5 exons. The record is from RefSeq and is a predicted model, not a curated record. Gene Ontology annotation, cellular component: cytoplasm; ciliary basal body. Bases 89 to 2293 code for a protein of 734 amino acids.
UUUGGCAAAGAACGGCAGCAAAACAAAAAAGGCGAAGAAGAAGUAAACAAACUUUCGAUUUUUUUUCGGUUGUGGGUGAUUCACAGAAAUGGGCUUCAAGGGCAAAUAUCCGCAGAUGGUCCGAGAUACGGGCUUUAAGCUGCGGCAGUAUCGUGAUGGUCCGCUGGAUUGGAGACUAAUGGGUUCCUAUGAAACGGAGCGAAUCCUUAGGGAGCAAAACUUCGAACUGGUGGACAAGGCCCUGGCCCAUCUGUCGGAGGCUCCUUUGGGCACGGUUCUGGAAACCCACAUCCUGGACAGUGGCAUUGCCAAGUACUUUGUGAUGUCGCAAUAUGCCAUUCAAUACCUGCUCUGCUGUCGCACUUACCUGGACGAAUGUGUCACGGAUUUGAAGGAGGCUCAUUCGACAGCCCAGCAGGAGAUUGCCACACUCCGGAAAUCCUUGAGUGAAUCCAACAACGAGGUGGUGCAGCUGAACAAGCGGAUCACCCAGAUCGAGGCCAUUCGCGAGGUGGUUUAUCCCUGUCAUUUGUGUCCCAAGAACUUUAUCAGCAACGAGGCCCUGAAUGUACAUAUUGGUCGCAAGCACCGCGUGGCCACGCCCCCCAGCCUGACAUCCGCCACGGGAAAGGAUAAGGAUCGGGAAAAGGACACGGAUGUGCACCUGAUCAACACCAUCAAGAUGGAGCUGGAGAUCAAGCAGCUGAAGGAGCGUCUAAAUGCCGCCGAGCGAAAUAUCAAGGAGCGGAGCACGGGAUCGAAACGAGUGAGUCCGCGCCAGGAGCAGCGCACCGUGGGCAUUCAGAGCAAUCUGGCGGAGCCGAAGGAGAAGGACGAGGGCAGCGGAGAGGCGCGGCAGAGCGAGGCCACCGAAAGGAAGGAGCAGCUCACAGGACUGGCAGAACGGCUCAGCACCUUUGAGGAGUGGCAAACGGAGCUCAAGCAAAGCAAUGAGCAGUUCAUAAAGGAUAUUAAUAAACGACUAGAGGGCUUGAGCCACGCCCUUGAGCAGAGCAAACAGGCAUCCGCCAACACGCCUCCUCCGCUGGAAGAUCGUGUUGCCACGCCCUGUUUGGAGGAUCUGGAGCGCAUUCUAACCGAAAAGGUGGCGGAGAUUGGUAAGAUCAGCGCCAACAAGCUGGAGGAGGUGGUUUUCCACCUCGAAAUGGGCUACAAGGAGAAACUGGAGGCCUUGGAGCGGGAGCUCAAAGAGCUGAGUGUGCGAAAGGAGCAGCCUGAGCCCGUCCAGAACUUGCCGGCUGUAUCCAAGAUACCCAAGCCGGUGGGUCGCAAAGAGGAAUCCAAUAUGGAACGCAUUCGAAAGCAAGUGGAGAGCGAAUUUCUCAAAAAGAAACGGGACGACGACACUUAUUCCAUUGAGGAGGUGCCGCGGAAAAGCCCGGAAAAGCCAUUUUCCCAGCUGGUGACCCAAGUGCAAGUGCAUGAGAAGGAGCAGCCAAGUGCUGGAAGUUCGGGCAGCAAUCCAACCUUUACGAAAUCCCCUAGGGAACCUGUUUCCAACAAGCCGGAAACGCGGGAAACUACGGACAUCAGUGAGAGUUUGAGCCAAGAGGAGAUCGAGAAUGCCAAGGAGCAGAGCCAAACGGAGGAGGAGGGCACUGAGGUAUCCACCUCCGAAUCGGAGGCCCCCAGGGAAUUGCCAAAGCCAAAAAUUACCAAGCCUCCUGCAAGGAUCAUUAAAGCCCCUCAAAAACCACUCACCCGCAGGGAUGCUCGAAAGAUGGUCAACCGAAAGCUGAUGCCUUACGGGUUCGAUAUGAAGUCCAAGGGAAUUUCCCACACCUCCCUAAAGAGAGUCAACUCUGAGCUGGCUGAUCAGCGCAACAAACUGAAACUGCAAUAUCCACAUUUCUAUGCUACGCGAAAUCGUAUACGCAAGUUCGUGGAGAAACUCUGCUCCGCGAAGUUCUCGGAUCGUGCUGAAGUGCUCCUCAAACACACAAGCCCAUUGAAACCCAUGGAGGCACCCAAGAAGAGGAUCCAAAGGUCGGUCACUUUGGAGAAGUCGGAGGAGGAUGUAGCCAACUCGCAGGACGGAGAGCAAUCGGAGAGCAGCGAGCAGCAGUCACGAAGUUCCAGUCCUCGACGGACGAUUAGUCGGGAUUUUAAGGCCCGGCUAGAGGAGAUUCUGGUCAAGCCGGCGGCCACAGUCAGAGGAGCUUCCAAGUCGACGUUGAACACCAGGCCGGUCCCGCUGCCCAGGAAGCGGGUUAUGUUCAACACCCUUAGCAGCGGAAAAAGCUUCAACGACAGCGAUGAUAACUUUGAAUAA